AUGGGGGGUCUAAUCGAUCUGAACAGUGCAACGGAAGACGAGGAAACGCCGUCGUCUGGUUCGUCUUCAACUUCCUCUGCUUCUGACGCUUCGGCUUCGGCUUCGGUGUGCUUGGAGCUGUGGCACGCGUGUGCGGGCCCACUGAUUUCGCUGCCAAAGAAAGGGAGUGUGGUAGUGUAUCUUCCACAGGGCCACUUGGAGCAAGUCUCUGAUUUUCCAGCUUCGGCUUAUGAUCUCCCACCUCACCUCUUCUGUCGCGUUGUUGAUGUCAAGCUCCAUGCUGAGACUGGCACCGACGAUGUGUAUGCGCAGGUUUCACUAGUUCCUGAAAGUGAGGAAAUUGAACACAAACUGCGGGAAGGGGAAACUGAUGCAUAUGGUGAGGAGGAUGUCGAAGCAAUUGGGAAGUCUACCACACCCCAUAUGUUCUGCAAAACCCUUACUGCUUCUGAUACUAGCACUCAUGGAGGUUUCUCCGUCCCUCGUCGUGCUGCUGAGGAUUGUUUUCCCCCCCUGGAUUACAAUCAACAAAGGCCUUCACAAGAACUCGUAGCAAAGGAUCUGCAUGGUCUGGAGUGGAGGUUCAGACAUAUUUAUAGGGGGCAGCCACGAAGGCAUUUGCUCACCACUGGAUGGAGUGCGUUUGUGAACAAGAAGAAGCUCGUCUCUGGAGAUGCAGUGCUGUUUCUCAGGGGUGAUGAUGGAGAACUGAGGCUAGGAAUUAGAAGGGCAGCCCAGGUUAAAGGGUGCGCUACUUAUCCAACUCUUUGUAGCCAGCAAUUAAACUAUAACACUAUCACGGAUGUGGUGAAUGCUAUAUCCAUGAAGAAUGCAUUUAACAUCUUCUACAAUCCAAGAGCCAGCUCAUCAGAAUUCAUAAUACCUUCCCGUAAAUUUUUGAGGUGCCUUGAUCAUUCCUUUUCACCUGGAAUGCGGUUCAAAAUGCGUUUUGAAACGGAAGAUGCAGCAGAGCGAAGAUACACUGGGCUGAUAACUGGAAUUAGUGAAUUGGAUCCUGUAAGAUGGCCUGGUUCAAAAUGGAGAUGUCUAGUUGUAAGGUGGGAUGAUAUAGACACAAGUAAGCAUGGCAGGGUUUCCCCAUGGGAAAUCGAGCCAUCUGGUUCUGUUUCAAGUUCCCAUAGCUUAAUGGCAGCUGGUUUGAAGAGGGCCAGGAGUGGCUUGUCUGCAGCAAAAACAGAAUUUCCAGUUCCUAAUGGGAUUGGAGCAUCAGACUUUGGGGAAUCUUUAAGGUUCCAGAAGGUCUUGCAAGGUCAAGAAAUUUUGGGUUUUGAUACUCAUUUCGGUGGUUUAGGUGGUCAGAAUCAACAUCCAUCUGAACCAAGGAGGGGUUUUCAUGGUUCUAGUGGUUCUGGGAUUGCUGCUGGAGGUAAUGGUUUCAGAAAGUCACUUGCGGACUCUGAGAUUACCUCAACCGGCAUAGGCUUUGGUGAAUCAUUCCGAUUCCAUAAGGUCUUGCAAGGUCAAGAAAUAUUUCCAAGCCCACCAUAUGGAAGAGCUUCCACUAAUAACGAGGCUCAUGAAUAUGGUGGCCCUGGAAUUUAUGAUGGUUUUCAGAUGCCAAGCUUUAGAAAUGGGUGGUCUGCCAUGAUGCAGAGCAAUAAUGCACACGUGCACCCAUCUGCCUCAUCUGCGCAAGUUUCAUCACCAUCAUCUGUGUUAAUGUUCCAGCAAGCAAUGAAUCCAGGCCUGGAAUUCAAUUCAGUAUACAAUGGUAAUAACCAGGAGGAACAGAGAGUUAUAAAACGAACUCCAUAUGCAUCUGAAUCAGAUGGUGGAAAGCAAGCAUCAUCCUCAUUUUGUGAACGUAGCUUCAGCAGGGAAGAUCAUGGAGGCACGAAUUCUUACAAUCAACAUGGUAUCUCAAAUCAUCCUGUAAUAAGUCAAUCAACAUUUAGUGGCAGUCCGGAUGCAGUUUCACCAUACAAAGGCAGCUGUAGACUCUUUGGUUUCUCAUUGUCUGAGGAAAAACGUGUCCCAGACAGAGAGAGCAACUCCACCUCAACUGCAUCUACAUUAAAUCCUGGAGUGCAGUUUCAUUCAAAGCCUGCGUUGAUGACAUCAGCAGUUGGAAUUACCUGUACCAAAAUUGAUGGCUACGAUAAUCUGAUUUGUGAGUUGGGUGUGUUUAUGUAUAGGAAUGGGCUUUUGACUGGCGUGGAGAAAGGAUGGAAAGCUGCUUACAAGGAUAGCAAUGAUACAAUUCUUGUUGCAGAUGAUCAAAGGCAUUGUCUUGGCUUUUCCCAGAUUGCCUUUGUGAUUCUCCCACGUAACAUUGCCAUGUCUUGCUGGAAAUGGGAACUGAAAGUCUUAAAUUAUUGA
This is a messenger RNA of Prunus armeniaca (apricot), 2340 nucleotides long. The record is from the annotation of a GenBank genome assembly. NCBI's taxonomy places the organism in Eukaryota, Viridiplantae, Streptophyta, Magnoliopsida, Rosales, Rosaceae.